Ceratina calcarata is the source of this 922-nucleotide messenger RNA. RefSeq names its product vacuolar ATPase assembly integral membrane protein VMA21 homolog. Gene Ontology annotation, biological process: vacuolar proton-transporting V-type ATPase complex assembly. Gene Ontology annotation, cellular component: endoplasmic reticulum membrane. The record is from RefSeq and is a predicted model, not a curated record. Lineage: Eukaryota; Metazoa; Arthropoda; Insecta; Hymenoptera; Apidae. The transcript has 4 exons. Bases 489 to 749 code for a protein of 86 amino acids.
UGAUGUAAAAACAUAAGCACUUGACGAGUUGCGGUUCCACUCCACGGUCUCUGCUGGUGCUGGAGGCUGGAACUAAUAUCGUGUUUGCAACACAUAAAAUAAUAUAACCUAAGUCACAAGCAGUCACAAGCAUUCGGAAGAUAAGGCGUGAUCGAAUUCUCCGUUUCAAGCAGGGAAAUGGUUGUCAUGUUAGUUAAGAAAUGAUAUUCUUUCACUUUUUAUUGUACGAAAGUUAAACGCACUCAAGUACGUGUUGUGUCACAAGAUAGUGCAAUCGAAAUAGCAAGGCAAAUGAGUCCCAAAGUUGCUAUUUAAAUAAGAUUAUUCAUUUGCAAUUUGCUCUUGCAAUAAGAGCUAAAUUGUACUUUUAGAAAUCAGCGAUAUAAUGAUAAUAUUUUGUGCUACUUUAAGUUCUGUUAUACUUAUAUUCUGAUCAAAGUAUAUUUUGUGAAUAGAGAACAUUAAUUAUUUGAAAUUAUAUUUACAUCAUGGCAAAUGCAAAGGAAUUACCAGAACUUCAAGUCUUCAGAACAGUAUUAUUUCACUGUGUAGUGAUAUUAGCCUUACCUGUGUUAUCAUUUUUUAUUAGCAAAACCUUUAUCUUUGACGGUUUGUUGGGAAUUAAUAGUAUACCAAGCAAUGUAUACUCAGCUGGGGUCGCGAUCAUCGUGUUACACAUUGCACUAGCUGCUUUCAUAUACCGCGCAUACUUCGACGAUCAAUCAAAGACGCAAACGAAGCAAGACUAAUUGUUUGCCUACGUUCAAAACACAUAUGUAAUUAAGUACACACAAUGUUGAUAACACAUUUUUGUGUAUGCCCAACGUCAAACGAAAAAUGUUACAUUCUUUAACUAAUAUUAUUUUCCGUUUUAUUGAAUACUGUGAAUUGUGUGUAUACAACGAGUAAAUUUAUACUUGUA